AUGGUUGCACCAACUGCUUUGAAAAUGGAUAAUGAACCAGUUUCUGUUGGCAAAAUAGCUGGGGGUUCCAGUAGAAUCAUUGGAAUUGAUAAUACAGAGCAUAUCGAUGACGAGGACGACGAUGAGGUUCUUGUAGGGCAGGAUGAAGCUGUAGAGGUUACGGCGAGGUCCUCGAAUGAUAAGGAGGUUUCCGAAAAAGCGGGCGUUGUGCUUGACGAAGAGGGCAAACCUAGGUUUGCAUCAGCUAAGGAUUCGAACGAAUCUAAAGUCAAGCUGGAAGGCAGAAAAGUGCCUGUCCCACCACAUAGAAUGACGCCACUGAGAAACAACUGGACAAAAAUAUAUCCACCCCUGGUUGAUCAUCUAAAACUUCAAGUGAGGAUGAAUUUGAAAACCAGAUCGGUUGAACUAAGGACGAAUCCCAAACACACAACGGAUCCUGGAGCUUUGCAAAAGGGUGCAGAUUUCAUCAAAGCUUUCACAUUAGGGUUUGACUUGGAUGACUCAAUUGCAUUGCUCAGACUGGAUGAUCUGUAUAUUGAGACUUUUGAGGUCAAGGAUGUGAAAACGCUGACGGGUGAUCAUCUUUCAAGAGCAAUUGGUCGUAUUGCAGGUAAAGACGGGAAGACAAAGUUUGCAAUUGAAAAUGCCACAAGAACCAGAAUAGUGCUUGCCGAUACAAAGAUUCAUAUUUUGGGUGGAUUCACGCAUAUUAGAAUGGCCAGAGAAGCUGUGGUCAGUUUAAUUUUGGGUUCUCCUCCAGGUAAGGUCUAUGGUAACCUGCGUACCGUUGCUUCAAGAUUAAAGGAACGUUAUUAA
Messenger RNA from Zygotorulaspora mrakii, 819 nucleotides. RefSeq names its product Pno1p (gene PNO1). Lineage: Eukaryota; Fungi; Ascomycota; Saccharomycetes; Saccharomycetales; Saccharomycetaceae. The record is from RefSeq and is a predicted model, not a curated record. Bases 1 to 819 code for a protein of 272 amino acids. The transcript has a single exon. Gene Ontology annotation, cellular component: nucleolus. Gene Ontology annotation, molecular function: RNA binding.